Myxocyprinus asiaticus (Chinese sucker) is the source of this 2199-nucleotide messenger RNA. Its product is annotated as pleckstrin homology domain-containing family B member 2-like. NCBI's taxonomy places the organism in Eukaryota, Metazoa, Chordata, Actinopteri, Cypriniformes, Catostomidae. The record is from RefSeq and is a predicted model, not a curated record. The coding region runs from base 284 to 994 and encodes 236 amino acids. The transcript is spliced from 7 exons. Gene Ontology annotation, cellular component: membrane. Gene Ontology annotation, biological process: regulation of cell differentiation.
UCUUUUAUUCAUUUGUUUGGCUGUUUCACCUAUUAAAUAUGAGAUUGAAAGCGUUUAAAUAUGUUCGGGACUGUUUUUAAAUGUUUGGUGGUCUGUUUUGUUGGUUUGUCGUCGUUAUUUAGCACAACAGCGCAGCGAGCUUUCAGGCUAACUGAAGUGACAGGCGGGGAAGUUCAACUGUUAAACUAAAUUUACUAUAAAAUAUGAACGGUAUCUGCAUGUGCAUGGGCUCUAUGUAAUAAGAAAUACUUAGAAAUGUCUUUUAGGCUGGUAUUUAGAAUUAAUGCAUUUAAUUUUUCACAGGGAGUUCAGUUUUUGCAGGAUGGCGUUUGUGAAAAGCGGAUUGCUGCACAGACAGAGCACCAUCUUGCGUCGCUGGAAGAAGAACUGGUUUGACCUCUGGUCAGAUGGACGUCUGGUGUUCUAUGAUGACCAGCAGCGGCGAGACAUGGAAGACGAGAUCCACAUGAAGGUGGACUGCAUCAACAUUCGCAGCGCCAAUGCCUGUAGAGAUCUCACCCCACCUGAUGGCAAAAGCAAAGACUCUCUUCUGCAGAUCGUCUGCAGGGACGGUCGUGUCAUUAGCAUCUGUGCAGACAGUGCAGAUGAUGCUCUGGCUUGGUCUAUUGCUCUUCAGGAUGCCAGAGUGAAUACUGCUGUGGCAGCCCCUCAGAUUGGUUUUGCUGAGGAAGUCAUAGCGUCAGCCCCUCCCCCUUAUUCUGAAUUGAAUCCGACUCCACAGGUUUUCUAUCCUGAUGGAUAUGGAGGUUAUGUUCAACAUCCUCCACCUUAUGCAACACAGAUGGUCUACUCGGCAGACGGGCAGCAGUACACAGUUGCCUACCCCUAUCAUUAUCAAGGGCCUUACACUCCCGGUGUUAACCAUGUUAUAGUGCAGGAGCGUCGCCGUGAUGAUGCAGGUGAUGUCGCUCUGGGGAUGUUAGCUGGCGCUGCGACAGGAUUGGCUCUCGGCUCUCUGUUUUCCGUAUUUUAAUGUCUCCAUGGCAACCCAGUCCAACCCUACAGCGGGAAACUGUUCCUAUGCUGUUUUAACUUAAUCUUUCCAUCUCUGCAACGUAUUGCAUCAGAUAAUGUGGCUGGGCUGGAAAUGUUUGGUUUUUUAUUUAUUAAUCAAAUUUGUCUUUGUACCACAGCUUAAUUGUACUUUUGAUUAGGCAUAGAAAAAACUUGUUUGCUUUGCAAAUGUAAUCUGUAUAUGGAGAUAAUAGUCAAAGUUUAUAGAUCACCCAUUCUUGUCAGCUGUCUUGGUUGAAAAAGUUAAAGUGUGUCAGUCAUUUCCAAUAAUUUUGUCCUGUAUUUGCCUCUUCUUUUGUGUCUGGCCUUCACUUAACCAUUGUUUUAUUGAAUUGCUUGUGUUAAUUUAUGGCUUGUAUUAUCAAUACCAUUUUUCCUUCUUUUUUUUGUUGAGAAUUUACACUCCCUGUGUGAGAUGUUUUAUUUAGUUUGUGUGAAAAUGUCUGCUGCUUAAUUGCCGUGAUUUUGUUUUGACUCAUAUUUGUGUGUGGACAUUUUACAUUUGUUUUUUCACUCUUGCUUUAAAUAGUUAAUAUAAAAAUGCAAGAUAUCUCAAGUGAACUAGCACAUUAUUCACAACGUUUGUGAUUGAACGCUUCAGGUGAGAAGGGAAACUACAGGGAAAAGUCACUUAGGAUACAGAUGAACUGCAUUUUCUGGUAGAGACAUGGGGUAUUGAACCUACUCAUGUGAGCGGUUAGAUUUACUGUAACAUCUACACUCAAUUGUGUGAUUGAAUUUGUUCUUUAAUUUGACUGCUGAUGCGUUUACAAUGCUUUGAACUCAUUUAAAACUAUUAUAUAACAGGUCAUAAGUAUUUAAGCUAAAAUGAUUGUAAGUAUCUCUAAUUUAUACAGUAUAAUUGUAGCAGAAUGGAUUUCAAAUCAUUGUUUAGUUUAACUCGGGUCCUUUGUUUGUAACAUUUGUGACUCAUUGAGUUUAACCAACCUGAGUGAAAUCUUUCAUCAGAGAUAAUACUUGAUGCUCGUAAUAUAUAAUAUGCUUUCAUGCUGUGUUUGUUGUUUUCUUUAUUGCUUUGCUGUUUGAACCUCAAAAUCAAGUUUCAUUGUUUGAAUCUUAUGUUUUACCAUGUUAAUCAUAAGUGUGUGUUAUUCAUUUACAACUAUUAAAAUAAGAUGAUGUGUGGACUGUAUGGUCAAUUGA